AUGUCGCGCCCGGGAUGCCUGCUGAUCGCAGCGGCUUUGCUUCUUGGCCUCCGCUACUGCUUCGUGCCCAGCCCGGAGCAGCAGCCGAAGGCAUCCGGUGAGUUCAACCCGGCUGUGGCCGCCUCGGCGGCCUUGCCGGCCUUGACGAUGCUUGCGGAGGAUGCGGAAGCGAAGUACGGAGAUCAGCGCAAGUUUGCCGCCGUGCUGGUGCCUUUGACCACACUCGUCUUCCCUGCGGUUGCCAUGGGCAUGUUCGUCUUGUACUCCUUUCAGGAGGAUGCCUUCUGGCGCAUUGUCCCAGGAACCAAGCGGGCCAGGGAGCUUGACGAAGCCUGGAGGGAGCACCCACUGUUCGCCAACUCUAAGGACCCACUUGAUGGCCUCAUCAACCCCGACGACUACGAGAAAGGAUUGGAGGAGGCAUGGGAGCGUGCCAAGCCUGCGGGCAGCACUGUGACCGUCAAGGACAAGCUGAAGCAGCUCUCGAAGCAGGACAACCCACACUUCGAGUCCUGGAGGGCGAUGUCUGCCUAG
This is a messenger RNA of Symbiodinium sp. CCMP2456, 534 nucleotides long. The record is from the annotation of a GenBank genome assembly. NCBI's taxonomy places the organism in Eukaryota, Dinophyceae, Suessiales, Symbiodiniaceae.